AUGAUGUUCCCCGGCCUCCUCGCGCCCCCCGCCGGGUACCCAAACCUCCUGCGGCCCACGCCCACCUUGACUCUGCCCCAGUCCCUGCAGUCCGCAUUUUCUGGCCACUCCAGCUUCCUGGUGGAGGAUCUGAUUCGCAUCAGCCGGCCCCCAGCCUACCUGCCCCGCAGCGUGCCCGCAACCAGCGUAUCGCCGCCCAGGCAGGGGGCCCCCGCAGCCCUCACCGACACAGGGGCUUCCGACCUGGGCUCCCCGGGUCCCGGCAGCCGGCGGGGCAGCUCUCCACAGACGGCCCUCUCCCCUGCCAGCGAGCCCACGUUUCUGAAGUUUGGAGUGAACGCCAUCCUCUCCUCGGCACCCAGAACAGAAGCAUCCCCCGCCUUGCUCCAGAGCGUCCCUCCCAAGACCUUCGCCUUUCCCUACUUCGAAGGCUCCUUCCAGCCCUUCAUCAGAUCGUCCUAUUUCCCAGCGUCCUCGAGCGUCGUGCCCAUCCCCGGGACCUUCUCGUGGCCGCUGGCCGCCCGCGGCAAGCCCCGCCGGGGCAUGCUGCGUCGCGCAGUGUUCUCCGACGUUCAGCGCAAGGCGCUGGAGAAGAUGUUCCAGAAGCAGAAGUACAUCAGCAAGCCCGACCGCAAGAAGCUGGCGGCCAAGCUGGGCUUGAAGGACUCGCAGGUGAAAAUCUGGUUCCAGAACCGACGCAUGAAAUGGCGGAACUCCAAGGAGCGCGAACUCCUAUCCAGCGGCGGCUGCAGGGAGCAGACCCUCCCCACCAAGCUCAACCCGCACCCGGACCUCAGCGACGUGGGCCACAAGGUCCCUGGGGACGACGACGAGGAAGACGAGGCCCCGGGCAGCCCCCCGCACCGCCUGGCCUUCCACGCGUCCCCAGAGCCUCGGCAUCUGCGGGACGCGCGCCUCGACGGGCCGCUGCCCCCCUCGCCCGCGCACUCCAGCAGCCCUGGCAAACCUUCGGACUUCUCUGACUCCGAGGAGGAGGACGAGGAGGGCGAGGACGAGGAGGAAAUCACCGUGUCCUAG
This is a messenger RNA of Lepus europaeus (European hare), 1038 nucleotides long. It is a transcript of the gene DBX1, whose product is annotated as developing brain homeobox 1. The transcript has 4 exons. Gene Ontology annotation, molecular function: DNA binding; DNA-binding transcription factor activity, RNA polymerase II-specific. Gene Ontology annotation, biological process: regulation of transcription by RNA polymerase II; cell differentiation in spinal cord. Bases 1 to 1038 code for a protein of 345 amino acids. The record is from RefSeq and is a predicted model, not a curated record. NCBI's taxonomy places the organism in Eukaryota, Metazoa, Chordata, Mammalia, Lagomorpha, Leporidae.